AUGGUUACUGCUACUCAUCCAUCUACAAUUCCAUCACCACAACCAACACCAUUGUCACCCGUCAACAAUAACACAACAAGUAUUCCUAAACGCCGCCGAAGGAAAUCUGUGUUCCGAUGCUCACAAUGUGGAUCCAUGUUUCGCCUUCCACUAUGGAGCCGCGAAAGUGGCAAAGGCCCUGUGUGCGAUGCAUGCAGCAAUGGUGGUUGUGCUUCCCAUGAUGAUGAUAUCCGCCAAAGAGAACGAUUAGCUGGUGCUUCAUCAUCGCCUGAUAAACCUGCACCACGCAUGCGAGGCCGUAAACGACGAUCACAACACGCUGAAGAUGCCAUCUGCGCCAACUGCCAAACCACCAACACACCGCUUUGGCGUAGAGAUGCUGAUGGGAAUGCUAUUUGCAAUGCGUGCGGUCUCUAUUACAAGUUGCAUAUGGUCCAUCGUCCUAUCACCAUGAUGACCACCGAAAUCAAACGAAGAAAGCGUUCCUCUGAUAAAAAGCGUGCCAACAAAAAGGAUGGUCGUGAUACUGGCGAAGCAGGAGCAAUGGCAGCAGAUCAUGUUGAAGAUGAACAACGCAUGGUGAAAGAACAAGCUGAAUCAUCAAAUCAACGACAACAGACACCAACAGCAACACAAAAAUUGACAUCAUCAUCAUCAUCAGCAGCAUCUCAUUUAUCUUCAUCUCAUCCACCAUUCCCUGGAUCACCAGUUUCUAGCCGCGGUAGCAUUAGUACUAGUAGUGCUGGUCCAUCAUCACCUACAUUGGAAUCCUCUUUCCUUCUUCCACCUUUAUCGCCUAUGGGAUCACCUCGAACGAAUAACACAUUGCAUCAUCAUUCACACAUGUCAAAUAAUGUCAGCGCCGCCACUAGCACCACCAGCAGCUCCGAGUAUAGCACCCAAUACCUGCUUGAAAAACGUCAUGGGCUUCAACAACAAGUGGCACGUCUUUCAUCCAUGCUUUCAGACACCAUUGCUAUGAUUGAAGAUAUUGAUACCAGCUUGGCAUCUGCUCAACCAUCACCAUCGCCACCUACAUGCCAUCGUCCUUUGCCACGUCCCGAGGAUGCAGCCAAAUCAUUACUUAGCCUUGCACGUUUACCACCUCCAUCCUCUGUUCUUACCUCUCCACCUAUGCGACCCCACCACCAUAAUACUACUACCACUACUAAUACAUCACUACCCAGACUUCCUCCUAUCACCUCUGUUGGAUCAUCUCCACCACCACCUUUUGAAUUCUCAUGA
Molecule: messenger RNA, 1245 nt
Organism: Lichtheimia ornata
Lineage: Eukaryota; Fungi; Mucoromycota; Mucoromycetes; Mucorales; Lichtheimiaceae
Exons: 1
Coding region: 1-1245 (414 amino acids)
Biological process (GO): negative regulation of transcription by RNA polymerase II; positive regulation of transcription by RNA polymerase II
Molecular function (GO): DNA-binding transcription factor activity, RNA polymerase II-specific; zinc ion binding; RNA polymerase II cis-regulatory region sequence-specific DNA binding
Source: RefSeq, a predicted model, not a curated record